AUGUUGCCCAAAUCUAUCUUCAUCGCUGCCCUUGCGGCUUCGCAUGCUGUUGCCCAGCGCGCUUGCGGUGCUCCUGAGCCCACGGAGGAACAGAUUGCUAUUGCCAAGGCUCUAUACCAGAUCGAAAAGGAUGCCCGUCUUGCAGGCAACGCGACCUCGGCUUUGGCUACUGUCGAGGUCAAUACUUACUUCCACGUUCUGGCCAGUUCGACCUCUACCUCUGGAGGCUACCUCAGUGCCAGUUCGAUCAGCUCCCAACUGGAUGCUAUGAACACGGCAUACGCACCACAUGGAAUUUCCUUCGUCAAUGCUGGAACCGACUGGACUGUGAACUCUAAUUGGGCCAGCGACGGCUCCGAGACAACUAUGAAGAGAUCUCUCCGUAAAGGAACAUAUGCGGACUUAAAUCUGUACUUUGUCAAUUCGAUGGAUUAUCUGGGCUAUUGCUACUUCCCAACCAGCACUAGCGGCUCUGAUAGCAACUUCUACCUCGACGGUUGCACCAUUCUGUCCUCCACUGUUCCUGGAGGCUCUGAGACAAACUACAACCUCGGGCUUACUGCUGUCCACGAAAUUGGCCACUGGUUCGGCCUGUACCAUACGUUCCAGGGCGGUUGCUCUGGCUCUGGCGACAGCGUGGAUGACACGCCGGCUGAGGCCAGUGCUGCUUCUGGCUGCCCAGAGGGUCGGGAUACCUGCACUGCGGCUGGCGUAGACCCCAUCCACAACUACAUGGACUAUACUUACGACACAUGCUACGAAGAGUUUACCACCGGCCAGGAAGACCGCAUGUACUCCUUCUGGGACCAGUACCGCGCGUCAUUCGCGUGA
Messenger RNA from Diaporthe amygdali, 831 nucleotides. RefSeq names its product metalloprotease. Bases 1 to 831 code for a protein of 276 amino acids. Gene Ontology annotation, molecular function: metallopeptidase activity. NCBI's taxonomy places the organism in Eukaryota, Fungi, Ascomycota, Sordariomycetes, Diaporthales, Diaporthaceae. The record is from RefSeq and is a predicted model, not a curated record. The transcript is spliced from 3 exons.